AUGAGCAACAAAGUAUUUGACAUUACUGUAUUCGGUGCCACUGGGCUCACAGGAAAGCAAAUCGUGAGACAUGUAUUUGAACUAUCCGUCAAUAAACCAGACUUUUAUCCUCCAAGUUUCCGUUGGGCCAUUGCUGGAAGAAGUGCCGAGAAACUCGAGGACAUCAUAAACGAAAUGACAAACAGAUAUCCUAAUGCAACUAUUGGCAAACCUACCGUUCUAGUCGCUAAUGUAACUCAAAGAGAACAGUUGGAUGCCAUGACAAGUCAAACCAAAGUCAUCAUUAACGCUGUGGGUCCCUUCCGUUUUAUGGGAGAAUACGUUGUACGUUCUUGUGUUGAAAACAGCUGUGAUUAUGUAGAUGUUACAGGCGAACCCGAAUUCGUUGAGCGUAUGCAACGUACCUACCAAGACAAGGCAGCUGCUAAUCAUGUUACCAUUGUUCAUUCCUGUGGUUUUGAUAGUGUACCUACUGACAUGGGCGUUGUGUACACCAAAAACCUCUACACCCAACACGGAUGGGUGCCUGAAUCCAUCGAAAUGUUCUUGAAGGUGCAUGUCGGUCCUGAUGGUAUGCGAGGCGGAUACGCUACUUUUGAGUCUGCAGUUCAUGGAUUUGGAUCUGCUGAGCUUUUGAGAGAGAUUCGUAAAGCAUCUACAUUAAAGAAGCUUCCUCACCCUCAAGGCGAGAAACUUCAUUUUCACAAGGGCGCUCACAAAGAUGAAGAAUUCGGCUACCAUGUUCCAUUUGUAUUUGCCGACCCUUCCAUUGUUCGUCUCUCUCAACAAAUCUUUCUUACUGGACUAGCUCAACCGGAAAAGCAAAAGCCAGAUGCCGUAUUGCCUCCACCUAUCCAAUUUGCCGCCUAUUUACUGCUGCCAUCGCUUUGGGCUGUUAUUUUAUACACCAUUUAUGGCUUCAUCUUUAGUUUCCUGGCUGGGUCUCCUUGGGGCCGAAACCUCUUGUUGAGCUACCCUGAAAAGUUCUCUGCUGGUUUGUUUUCCAAAGAGCAUCCCACCGAGACACAGCUGGAUCAAUGUUCGUUUGAAAUUAUUCUUCGAUCCAAGGGCUAUGAUCAUGCAUUGAACCCUCAUUACAAUGUACCUCCCAAUAGAAACAUCAAAGUGGUUGUACGUGGUCCUGAAUCUGGCUAUGUUGCCACGCCUCGUAUCGUCUUGCAAUGUGCUAUGGCUAUUUUGAAUAACAAGAGUCAGGGCUAUGUGCCCAGCGGUGUAUUGACUCCAGCAACUGCAUUCUGGGAGACUGAUUUGAUUGAUCGUCUUCGUCAUGUCGGCAUUACUUAUGAUGUCUCCAACUAA
Molecule: messenger RNA, 1320 nt
Organism: Mucor velutinosus
Lineage: Eukaryota; Fungi; Mucoromycota; Mucoromycetes; Mucorales; Mucoraceae
Exons: 4
Coding region: 1-1320 (439 amino acids)
Biological process (GO): glycolipid biosynthetic process
Cellular component (GO): mitochondrion; lipid droplet; plasma membrane
Source: RefSeq, a predicted model, not a curated record